Molecule: messenger RNA, 1041 nt
Organism: Melospiza melodia melodia
Lineage: Eukaryota; Metazoa; Chordata; Aves; Passeriformes; Passerellidae
Gene: GCHFR
Product: GTP cyclohydrolase I feedback regulator
Exons: 3
Coding region: 68-322 (84 amino acids)
Biological process (GO): negative regulation of biosynthetic process
Cellular component (GO): nucleus; cytoplasm
Molecular function (GO): GTP cyclohydrolase binding
Source: RefSeq, a predicted model, not a curated record
CGGGGCGGGACCGGGGGCGGCCCCGGGCAGGUUCCCCUGGAGCGGCGGCGGGAGCGGCGGAGCGGAGAUGCCGUACCUGCUCAUCAGCACCCAAAUCCGCCUGGAGGCUGGGCCCACCAUGGUGGGUGACGAGCACUCGGAUCCCCACCUGAUGAGCAUCCUGGGGGCCACAAAGAGGAGCACACUGGGCAACAACUUCUGUGAGUACUACGUGAAUGACGCUCCGCGCGUGGUGCUGGACAAGCUGGAGAGCCUCGGCUACCGCGUGGUCAGCAUGACCGGCGUGGGCCAGACCCUGGUCUGGUGCCUCCACAGGGAAUAGCCAGGGAGAACCGUGCCUUCCACCCGGACCACAUCCUGCUGGAGAUCAUCUUAAAGGACUGGCAGCAAACUUUCCCCCCCUAAUUCCUUCCUGUCCCAGACUCCAGGCGCUCAGGCAGGGGAGGAAGGGUGCAGAGGCAGAGCUGGACCCAGUGGAAUUUUGCCAUCCCUGUUCCGUUUCCCAAGAGCAGGGGGAGGAAGGUAUGCCCAGAAGCUGGCAGAGGGAACAGAUGGCUCCAGCUCUGCCUUCAGUGAGAUGGCAGUCUGGCAAAUUCCAGCUUUUUACAUUUUAAUCAUGUAUUCAGCAUGCCCUGGAGGAAGCUCAGUAACAGCCCUGUUUGCUUCCUCCUCGGGCUGCCCCAGAGAGUUCCAUGCCUUCUCCUGGGCCAGGGGGUUAGGGAGGGACAGCAAGCAUGGACACCAUCCCACCUCAUCCCUGAAAUCCAAGAGGGAACCACUAAACCUACUCCCAGGGCUCUGAGAAUCCCUCCCCUUGGCAGCAAGGCCCGCUUCCAUCUCAGCAGCACCACUGAAAUUCCAGAUUCCAGACUGCCAUCCAAACCUAACAUGGGAUUCCCAAAAUAACACAGAAAGUGUUGUUGUGUGACUAUUCCAGGUGCAGGCUCUAAUCCCAACACUGCUGGAAUGCUUGGAACUGUGAACAGAUCCUGCUAUGGGGGUAACACCAAUAAAACAUAAUAAAACAUUGCUCCAAAGAGA